AUGGCCGCAGGAGGAAGUUACAAUGCCCCCUCUGCGGAGGACACCCGUGCAGGGUUUGGUAAAGACACUCAGAUGGACGGGAUAGUUGGUGGCGGUAAUGGAGGAGGUUCAUCAGGUGGAGUCACUGGCACACCUCUGUUUGGAGAUUAUAAGAAACACGAGGACCUCAAGACACUAUUGGACAGCAGUAAAGACCAGUCCAAGCUUGAGGCCAUGAGACUAAUAGUCGGGAUGAUUGCUAAGGGGAAGGAUUGCUCCGAUAUGUUCCCGGCUGUUGUAAAAAACGUCGUCUCUAAAAACUCUGAGAUCAAGAAGCUUGUGUAUGUGUACUUAGUACGCUAUGCAGAGGAGCAACAAGACCUGGCUCUCCUUUCCAUCUCCACCUUCCAGAAAGCUUUGAAGGAUCCUAACCAACUCAUCCGUGCUUCUGCCCUGAGGGUACUGUCGAGUAUUCGAGUGCCGAUGAUUGCUCCCAUCAUGAUGCUCUCCAUCAAGGAGUCAGUGAAUGACAUGUCGCCUUAUGUGAGGAAGACUGCUGCACACGCCAUCCCCAAACUAUUCAGCCUAGACCCGGAGCUCAAGGAUCAGUUGGUGGAAGUAAUUGAGAAGCUGCUCAAAGACCAAACCACGUUGGUGGCUGGUAGUACAGUGAUGGCCUUCCUGACGGUGUGCCCUGAUAGGAUAGACCUCGUGCACAAGAACUAUCGCAAACUAUGCAACCUGUUGGUGGACGUGGAUGAGUGGGGACAAGUGAUGAUACUGAACAUGCUCACACGAUAUGCUCGCUCUCAGUUCAUCGAUCCUAACAAGGAGAAUCUCCAGGAGGCUGCCUUCUACAGUGACGAGGACAAGAUCAGUGAGUCAAGUGAGGAGGACUCCGGGGAUGAGGACGAUGAUGACGAUGAUGAGGAGGGGACAAAGAAGAAAAAGAAACCCAAGAAGAAGCCAUACGUGAUGGACUCGGAUCACCGCCUCUUGCUCAAGAAUGCCAAGCCACUCCUACAGAGCAGGAACUCAGCGGUUGUGAUGGCAGUUGGUCAGUUGUACCAUCACGUUGCCCCUAGCAACGAGAUAGGGAUCGUCGUCAAGCCUCUGAUACGUCUACUCAAGCAUCACACGGAGAUCCAGGUCAUCGUCCUCGGCAACAUCGCCACCAUGUCAGCUGACAGAUCCAACAUGUUUGAGCCGUAUCUGAAGAGUUUUCUUGUCCAUUCUGGAGAUCCACGGAGUGUCAAGCUGCUGAAGCUGGAGAUCAUUGCCAAUAUUGCUGGAGAGACAAGUAUUCACACCAUCCUAAGAGAGUUCAGGACAUACAUAUCCAGCUCGGACAAAGUGUUUGCAGCAGCAGCCAUUCAUGCGAUUGGUCGAUUAGCUUGUAGCAUUGCCGACGUGACCGAGACAUGUCUACACGGACUAAUGAGUCUACUAUCUCAUAAAGAUGAGAUAGUGGUGGGUGAGAGUGUCGUGGUGAUCAAGAAGCUACUACAACUGAAACCGAAGGAGAACAAAGAUCUUAUCAUUCAAGUAGCAAAGCUCACAGACAAAGUUGGCGUUCCCAUGGCAAAGGCUAGCAUCUUGUGGCUGGUGGGAGAGUACUGCUCCAUAGUGCCCAAGAUAUCACCUGACGUCCUCAGGAAGGCAGCAAAGAGCUUCACUGAUGAACCUGAUAUUGUGAAGCUGCAAACAAUCAACCUAGCUGCCAAGCUGUGCAUAGCUAAUGCCCGGCAAUCCAAACCACUCUGUCAGUAUGUGCUCAAUCUGGCCAAGUACGAUCAAAACUAUGACAUUAGAGACAGGGCACGGUUCCUACGGCAACUCGUCCUACCAGUUGAGGGCACAGCACUGUCUAAAUAUGCCAAGAAGAUCUUGUUGGCCACCAAGCCAGCACCAGUGCUAGAGUCAGCUUACAAAGGACGCAGUCACUGGCAGCUUGGCUCACUGUCCCACGCCAUCAAUGCUGAUGCAAGUGGGUACAUCCCUCUCCUCCCGUUCCCCUCAGAGGCACCAGACCCAAGCGUGAGAGACGUUGAGGAUGACUCCUUCUGGGCCAAGCGUCCCGACUCAGGCAAGAAGAAGAAGAAAGAAUUCUACAGUGACAGUGACGAGGAGGGGUCUGGUAGCGACGAUGGCAGUGAGUUCUACUCUUCCAUAUCUGGCAGUGAGCUCUCGGGCACAGAGGACUCUGACUCUGACAGCCAAGAAGGAAGUGGGACAGGAAGUGAUGCUGCCAGCGAGAGUGAGGGGGAGGUGUCUGAUGACGAGGGGAGCACCACAGAAGAUGAGGAUGCACUAGAGGGACUACAGAAGAGGUUCGGAGUCACACCCACCACCACCAAGAGAGAGCUCGUUACGAGUUCAUCUGAGGAGACUUCAGAAGAUGAGAGUGGCAGUGAUGAUGAGGGCACAACAGACGUGACCUCCUCGGAAGAGGACACACCUCCUGUACAUAGAGCAAAGCCAACCAAGAAGAAGACCACACCUCCUACAAGUGCCAAAAAGAAGGGAAAAUCCCCUGCAACGAGUGACUUGUUGGAUCUGGACGAUUGGGGUGCUACAACAUCUGAAGCUCCACCCACUUCUCUCGGCAGUGGUAAUAUGCUCACACCAUUGGCCACCGGACUAGAGGGACUCUCGCUGGAGGCAGUAAACAACAACACAAAGUUGGAGCUCCUGACUCCGCAGGUGGUGCCAGAUAGAUCCCACGAGCUAUUGAACCGUAUCACUGGCCAGGGGCUACAAGUGACCUACUGCUUCAGUCGUAAGGCCCACCUCUCAUCGGCCAAGAUGCUAGCCGUCAAGUUGACCUUCCAGAACACCUUGGAGACACCACUGGCGGCCAUUAGCAUUGGAGACACUAGACUAAUGGUUGGUAUGGCAAUCAAAACGGGUGGUGAGAUUGGUCAGCUGACUCCCAGUGCUAGCUCUGAGAUGACACUCGGAGUGGACUUCAAUGAUACUCUACAACCAGCCAAGUUUGAUAUCUGUGUUGGUCUGAAGAAGUUUCCAGUGAAGAUUGAGCCUCUAGUGGGGGAGCUGGUGAGACCUGUGAGGAUGACUGAGGACAAUUUCACCUCGCUACAGAGCACACUGAAGGGAAUGCACGAAACCUCAGGCAAGCUGACAUCUCCUAGUGAUGCUACAGCUGCUCGUACGGCCGUCAUGGAGGCAGCAAACGUUUCACAAGUGCCGUGUGUCGAUCCACAGAUGCUCAAGUUUGCCUCCGUUACUUUUGCCACUGGACUACCUGUCCUGGUUACCGUGCAACUGGGUUCAAAGGUCACCGUCAGCUCCGAGAAGAUGGUUAUCAACAGUAUGCUGUUAAAGACAAUCAAAGCAGCUGUAGAUAAUAGUUAGGAAAUAAUUAAUAAUAUAAUAUAUCCAAGGCUACUACGAGGAACCGUUUGUGUGUUAAUAUUAGGAAUGAUAGUUUGGCUGUAUUGCUGUUUGAUAUUUUGUGAAUCUACUUGCUCAAAGACAAAAUUAUUGCAAAUAAAGUCAUUUUUAAUGAUGA
Messenger RNA from Halichondria panicea, 3511 nucleotides. RefSeq names its product AP-3 complex subunit beta-2-like. The transcript is spliced from 23 exons. NCBI's taxonomy places the organism in Eukaryota, Metazoa, Porifera, Demospongiae, Suberitida, Halichondriidae. Bases 1 to 3354 code for a protein of 1117 amino acids. Gene Ontology annotation, biological process: intracellular protein transport; vesicle-mediated transport. Gene Ontology annotation, cellular component: AP-3 adaptor complex; membrane coat. The record is from RefSeq and is a predicted model, not a curated record.